GUAGCGAUGGAUGCGAAUGGGAAUGGGAAGCGUAAUCUUCCCCGAGUAGUUCUACAUCAACGAAUAAUGAGUACCGAUGUGAGUAAAUGCUUUGUCAACUAAAAAGACAAGAAAACCUGGCGAGAAAUACGUAACGAUAACCGUCGUGGAUCAAGUCGUUUCUAACCUUUCUGAUAGAAGCAUAUACUGUUUAAUGCCUGGAUUGCCACAAUCUGUUUACCAAAUCACAUGAUACGUGAAUAACGUCUAUUAUCCAUUUUCUAAAUAAUAAUUGUUGAAAUUAAUAUACAUAAAAUGGAAACACCUAAAACCACAGAUUUGGACUUUGUUUAUGAUGAUGCGGAUACGCAUGCCAAUGAAAUUGCUGAAUUAUACAGCUACAAUGAACAGUGUGAAUUACAUGUUAAUCUUACAGCAUUCGAAGAACAAAUGGAAUCUUAUAAAUUGCGACCCUGGUGGCAAAAUAUGACAGAAGCUCAACAGAGAUCUGUGAUUUCCAAAUUGUUAGACCAAUUAGAAGUUUCUAAUAAACAGUUGAGAAUGAAAGCAGCUAGGUGUAUCUUGUAUUUAGCUCAAGGUUGUUGGGCUGGAGUACAGUCUGACAAAGAACAACAAGAAUGGACUAGAAUCAAUGUAAUGUUACUGUAUGAAGCUGGAGUAUUCCCAGCAUUUGUUGAACUUCUUAAUAUGGAAAUUGCGAAUAGUAGCAGAGCUGCCCCUGCAAUGAGAAAAAUAUCAGUUAGUCUUGAUGAUUCUGUUGAUUUAAGGGUAAUUCUGUCCGUUUUAUAUAUCAUAACCGAGGUAAUGAGAGAAGAAAUGAAAGAUUUAGAGAACAGUAUUUACAAAGAUAACAUUGAAUCUUUUAAAGAAGAUCUAAUACAUCCGUAUGGAGAGGAAUUGCUUAUAGUUAAGCUUCUCGGUAUGGUAACGUACCAUUGCAGUGGAUCGGCUCCACAUUUUCCUAUGAAAAAGGUUCUUCUACUCCUGUGGAAGUUAAUCUUAGUGUCCUUGGGUGGUAUUGAUACACUAAGAGAAUUGAAAAAACAAUACCGCGAGGAAGCCGGUCUUGAUACUCAGCAAGAAGAUACUUUAGAAGUGGCCAAGACCAUGAGAGCUAGCUCUCCUCCAGUUAGUGCUGCAGAUUUAAUAGAAACACAAAAUCAGAAAAAAAGUAAUCGAUCUUAUCGACGAUGUCUAAUGAAACAGAGUUCAUUGGAUGAACCAGGUCUAGGAAUGGAAUACGAAGGUGGAGAACUAGGAAAUAAUACUGGAAACAAUGAAAGCGAAGGAGAAAUGAAUGUACUUAUGAAUCAGACUGGUUGGAAUCAAAAUUACUGUGAGGAACAAAAUAAUCAGCUACAAAUAAGGCCUAGUACUCCACAGCUCACCAAAGGAAAAAGUUUACCGUGGACGCCAAAAGUUAGACAAAAGGAUGUGGACACUUUUCUUGAAGUAACAAGAUUAAAGUUUGUUGGGUACAAUUUAGAAGGGGAUAGAGAAAGUUUGGCAGGAUUGCCUCAACCAAUCCACGAAGGUGUUAACACACUUAAAAAACAUAUGUACACAUCUUUAGCUGAAGUUCAAAUACAGAAAGAAGAGCAAAUGCUUAGAAACCCUAUAACUACUCCAAGGUUUCCGAUUCGUCAGACACCGACAGAAAUCGUUUAUCAUGCUAUAUUGCCGUUUGUCCCACAGUAUAUGAUUGCAUUAUUAAAAAUUUUGUUAGCAACUGCACCAGCCAGUAAAGCUAAAACAGACACUACCAAUAUCAUGGCUGAUGUUCUGCCAGGACAAAUGCCCAUGACAGUAUUACAAUCAAUGAAACUCAGUAUCGAUGUAAAUAGGCAUAAGGAAAUAAUCGCUAAAGCUGUUUCUGCAAUUCUACUUCUUUUGUUGAAACACUUCAAGCUGAAUCAUAUAUAUCAAUUUGAAUUCAUGUCACAACAUUUAGUAUUCGCUAAUUGCAUACCGCUCGUUUUAAAAUUUUUAAAUCAGAAUAUUCUAGCUUACAUUGAAGCUAAAAAUGUUAUUCCUAUACUAGAUUUCCCCAUGUGUGUUAUCGGUGAUCAGCCCGAGCUGACUAUAGAAAAUCUUGAAAUCGGGAAUAACCAAACGUAUUCGUGGAGAAAUGUAUUUUCCUGCAUUAAUUUAUUACGCAUACUUAACAAAUUGACAAAGUGGAAACAUAGUAGGAUUAUGAUGCUAGUCGUUUUUAAGUCGGCACCUAUAUUAAAACGUACACUAAAAGUUCGGCAUGCAAUGAUGCAAUUAUAUGUUUUAAAAUUGCUAAAAAUGCAAACGAGAUACUUAGGACGCCAGUGGCGGAAGACUAAUAUGAAAACAAUCAGUGCAAUUUAUGCGAAAGUUAGACAUCGAUUGAACGAUGAUUGGGCUUAUGGCAAUGAUUUAGAAGCACGACCAUGGGACUUUCAAGUAGACGAGAGUGUACUACGUUCUUGCGUUGAUCGUUUUAAUAAUUUAAGAUAUACUAAUAUUCCUAAGGACAAAGAUAUGGAACCUGUUGAUACGUCAGUCACGUCGGUACUCGGUAUGAACGUGGAAUUAAGUGAUGAGUUUAAACAACAUUACGAAUUAUGGUUGCAGCAAGAAGUAUUUCAAAGAAGUAUUAAUUGGGACGAAUUGUUGGAUUCAUCGUCGUGUGAAAUUUAA
Messenger RNA from Osmia lignaria (orchard mason bee), 2670 nucleotides. The record is from RefSeq and is a predicted model, not a curated record. NCBI's taxonomy places the organism in Eukaryota, Metazoa, Arthropoda, Insecta, Hymenoptera, Megachilidae.